This is a messenger RNA of Exophiala viscosa, 2022 nucleotides long. RefSeq names its product putative aldehyde dehydrogenase family protein. The transcript has a single exon. Gene Ontology annotation, molecular function: aldehyde dehydrogenase (NAD+) activity. The record is from RefSeq and is a predicted model, not a curated record. The coding region runs from base 300 to 1793 and encodes 497 amino acids. Lineage: Eukaryota; Fungi; Ascomycota; Eurotiomycetes; Chaetothyriales; Herpotrichiellaceae.
GCUGUAACUACUGACAAUGAUCCUUCAUUUUGCAGCGGGACAAGCCUCUACCGAAGACGAUUUGAUGCCAACAUGUAAGCGUGGGAUGACCGACGAACAAGACUGAAGACACAAUUCUCCCAGCGUCAGGGCGAGAGCUCUCAUAUACGUCGAUACGCAUGUUAUUCCAAUAAAAGAGGUCUACAGUCGGUACAGGAGCGUCCUACGCAAACCCAGCUAUCAACAAGAGAAACAUAAACCAACUGGGCCCGGAUAACAUUGACUAGUCCGCUCAUGACAGAGCACAGACAAUCGGCAUAAUGUCAGACAUUCCGCAUAUCUCCAACUGGGUAGACGGCGUCCAUGAAGCAUCGUCCUCUGAGAAGAUAUCAGUGGUCAAUCCAGCUAAUGGGCAGAUCAUUGCAACCAUUGAUGCCACGACGCAAGACAACGUCAAUGAUAUUGUACGGAAAUCUGUGUCGACCUUCAAAGACGGACCUUGGGCACGUGCAGACGCAUCAGAACGAUAUGCGGUUCUGUCCAAGGCUGCGACGCUCCUCCGAGCGCGAAUACCCGAGUUUAUCGAACUGGAAACCCGCCAAACAGGACGUCCGAUCCGUGAAAUGCGAGCGCAGUUAGCCAGGGUGCCGGAAUGGUUAGAGUAUUUCGCAUCCGUCGCACGUGUCUACGAGGGUCGAGUCACGCCGUUCAAAGGGCCAGUAAUCAACACUCUUACCAGGCUUCCGCUCGGUGUUGUUGCUCAAAUCACUCCCUGGAACCAUCCCCUCUUGAUCGCGAUGAAGAAGAUUGCUGCAGCACUCGCUGCAGGCAAUGUGGUUAUCGUCAAGCCUUCAGAACUUGCUCCACUAUCUGUUCUGAAAAUGGGAGAGCUGUUGAAAGAGGCAGGGUUGCCAGAUGGUGUCUUGCAAAUAAUCUCAGGCUACGGUCGUGAAACGGGGAAGUUCCUAUGUGAGAGCCCACUUCUGGCCAAGAUCGAUCUGACGGGAGGCAUAUUGACGUACAGGGCGAUCGCCCCAAUUGCUGCAUUGAAUAUGGUCCCCAUGACAGCUGAGUUGGGGGGUAAGGCGCCUGUUUGCUUGUUUCCCAGUCUCGAUGUCGAACAGGCGGUAAAGGCGGCCCUUUUUGCGAGUUUCAUUGCCAGUGGUCAAACUUGCGUCACAGGAAGCAGACUGCUCGUGCAUAAGGAUAUCUACACCGACUUUAUGCAACUGAUGGAAAGGAGAGUUAAGGAGUUGAGAUUGGGCGAUCCACAAGACUCCCGCACACAGAUUGGGGCGGUGAUAAACAAGGCCUCCGUCGAAAGAUGCUCGGCGUUCGUGGAGAGGGCGAGUAAUGAUGGAGGCAAAGUGAUCUGUGGUGGGAAACCGGCAACAGUCGAAGGCAAAGGCUUCUUCUUCGAACCUACCAUUAUCGAAACGAAUGCGGGUGCAGACGUAGCCUGCAACGAGGUUUUUGGUCCUAUCAUUGCCGUCAUCAAGUGCGAGUCGGAAGAUGAGAUCAUCCGCAUUGCGAACGAUGAUACUGCCUACGCCUUGGGUGCUUCCGUCUGGACCAACGACUUCAAUCAGGCUCAUCGGGUCGCUGCUAAGAUAGAAGCAGGUAUCGUCUGGGUCAACGGACAUCAUUUGAACGAUCCUUCUUCGCCUUGGGGUGGUUUUAAGGAGAGUGGCGUGGGGAAGGAGAAUGGACAGGAAGCUUUCGAGAGCUAUACGAAGCUGAAGAGCACUGUGAUCAACUACGGCAUACAGCCGACAUGGUUUGAUCCUGAGACACUCAACGCGCGAUAUGGGUAGUCAAUCUCAGUCUCAACGAUGGAAGACUGGACAUAGAGCUAGAAUAGCACGAGUGGCUGCCUCCUAGAGUCUGGUAUGACCGGCGCGAGCCAGUACCUUGAUCUAUACACAUAGCCGGUUCCACGACAAGCAGACGUGGGCUCUGUCACAAAAGGAGGUGAACGUGCGGAGGGUGUAAAGCGGCGCUGCGAUCCGAUAAGCACUCCGAUAAGAUAAGAAAAUAUAUUCC